This is a messenger RNA of Mus pahari (shrew mouse), 1209 nucleotides long. RefSeq names its product arylacetamide deacetylase-like 2. The record is from RefSeq and is a predicted model, not a curated record. Bases 1 to 1209 code for a protein of 402 amino acids. Gene Ontology annotation, molecular function: carboxylic ester hydrolase activity. Gene Ontology annotation, cellular component: membrane. The transcript is spliced from 6 exons. NCBI's taxonomy places the organism in Eukaryota, Metazoa, Chordata, Mammalia, Rodentia, Muridae.
AUGGGAUACAAGACUCUGUGCUUUGGAUUCUUUUGUAUUUUGUUUGCUUAUUGUAUUUAUUUACCUGUUCCAGAAGAUGUUGAAGAACCCUGGAAAGUGAGAAUCAUCAGUGCUAUUAUAAAAAUGACUUCAUUUAUGGCCACUUGGCUUGGUGAAUAUAUAGGUCUUCUGAAAUAUGAAGACGUAAUAGUAACAUUAUCGACAGUUCAUUUUACAAAACCAGUUUCAGAUGAAAACAUUACAGUGAUUGACACAAAAUUUAGUAACAUCCCUGCUCGUCUGUACUUGCCAAAGAGGAAGUCUGAAAGGCAGAGACCAGCUGUGAUUUUCAUUCAUGGUGGUGCCUUUGUCUUGGGAAGUUACAAGAUGUCAGCCUAUGAUGAUCUGAACAGAUGGACAGCAAACAAGCUUGAUGCUGUUGUUGUGGGAAUAGACUACAGGCUUGCUCCUAAGUAUCCAUUCCCAGCUGCCCUUGACGACUGUGUUUAUGCAAUCAAGUUCUUUCUCCAGAAAAAUAUUCUUGCAAAAUACAGAGUGGAUCCCUCUCGCAUCUGCAUUAUGGGAGACAGUUCGGGGGGUACCUUGACAGCAACAGUGACUCAACUGCUACAGAAUGAUCCAAACUUCAAAAAUAAAAUUAAAGCACAAGCUUUGAUGUAUCCUGGCCUACAGAUACUUGAUACCUUGUUACCAUCCCAUCAAGAGUAUCAACAUGGUCCAGUUCUGACCAGGGAGAUGAUAAUUAAGUUGGCGUGCCUAUAUGUGACUGAAGACAAAGUUCUACCCCAGGCUGCACUGAAAAAUGAGCAUAUGCCAACAGAGUCAAGACACCUGUUCAAGUUUGUUAACUGGAGUGACUUUCUUCCUGAGAAGUACAAAAAGAACUACGUUUACACUGAACCAGUUCUUGGAAAAUUGAAUGCUUCCUAUCCAGUACUUGUGGAUAGCAGGUUGUCCCCUUUGCUAGUCAAUGACACCCAGUUACAGAGUUUGCCAUUAACAUACAUUGUCACUUGUGAACAUGAUCUCUUAAGAGAUGAUAGUCUCAUUUACAUCUCACGGCUUAGAAAUGUUGGGGUGAAAGUUACUCAUGAGCAUAUAGAGAAAGGAAUACAUGGAGCCCUAUCAUUCACCAGAGCUCCAGUAUUUUUAAAUUUAGGAUUCAAAAUAAGAGAUAAGUAUAUUAAUUGGUUAGAAGAAAAUCUAUAA